This is a messenger RNA of Cryptomeria japonica (Japanese cedar), 903 nucleotides long. RefSeq names its product protein GLUTAMINE DUMPER 3. The record is from RefSeq and is a predicted model, not a curated record. Gene Ontology annotation, biological process: regulation of amino acid export. Bases 192 to 566 code for a protein of 124 amino acids. Lineage: Eukaryota; Viridiplantae; Streptophyta; Pinopsida; Cupressales; Cupressaceae. The transcript has a single exon.
GUGCACGACAAGUUGAGGUACUGUGGCAAACAAAAAGUGCACAGAGACACGAAAUCCGCCAUAAAACAGCAGGCGCCCAUUGCUUAUUUCUCUGUUAUACAUAAUAGAAAAGAUCGGCUGCUUUUCAUCUGAGAUUUUUCAUUCAUGGUGAUGGACUGAGCUAGGGUUUAUUACAGUCUUUUUUCACAAUAAUGGAUGCUCCACGGAGAAUUCUGUUCACACAAGUGAGCCACCAGUCGUAUAAUGAAGCGCAUUUUGGAUGGCGGUCUCCUCUGGUGUAUUUAUUCGUUGCAGUGGCAGCUAUGUUGUUCAUUGUUGGCUUUGCUUCUUUCAUUCUGGUGUGCACCUGGUGCAGGUUGGCUAAUGAUCAUAUGAGGGCAAAUUCAAAUACACGGCAGCCUGAUGCUGUGUCACCUGAUUCUGGCCCUCUGAAACCUCAGGCUAUACUUGUUGAGGAUGAAGAACAAGGGGGAAAUAUGCUGGUUAUUAUGCCUGGUGACCAGAAACCCUCUUUUGUAGCCACACAAGUGCCCUCUGCGCCUCAUGUUGCAGAAAAUAGAGGAUAGUUUUGUGGCUGGAACAGGCCUUCAAAUGCCGAUCCCUGGUUAUUUUCGCUGUAAAUGUUGCGAACAGAACUGGAGAUCUGUUCACGUUAGUAUUCGAAGAGCUUCUUUAAAUGUUUAAAAUAAACAGUAGUGUAGGCUGGAUUUGUGUAUAACUGUGCAAAUUUUAGCAGGAUUUCUGUGUAGAAUCGGCCUAGUUAGAAAAAUGAAAAAUCGUAGUUUGCUUUGCCGUAAAGUUAUAAAAGAAGUUUUGCAGAGUUUUGGGAGUUUUUUCUGGGCCCAUGGAUUGUACAUGGCAUUAGUAUUUCAAGGAUUUAAUGAUUUUGUCGGGGUUACUUCA